UUUGAAUUGGUAAUAUUCAGGGCAACUCCGAGGAGGACGGAAAUAUGUUGCUUGCCACUUUGCGAACAGGACUGUUCAAAUUAUUUUGCUAAUCCAUCGCCAAUUUGGAGCUGAAGCUAUAUGAUUCCCCCCGCAAAUUUGGCAGAGAACCCAGAAAGAUGCCACAGAAAACACUGGGAUCCCUUAUAGGGCUGCUCUGCACCGGGACCUCCGUGGUUCAGGCGAAAGAGUUUUGUUUCGGGGUCAACAAUGAACAAUACAGAUGUGAGAUGGGGUACUGCUGCGGAGAAACGGAGUGCUGCACCUACUACUACGAACUCUGGUGGUUCUGGCUGGUGUGGACGCUUAUCAUCAUGCUCAGCUGCUGCUGUGCAUACCGUCACCGGCGCGUGAAGAUGCGGCUGCAGCAGGAACAGCGCCAGCGCGAAAUCAGCCUCAUGGCCUACCAGGGGGCCUCCAGCUCCUUCGUGUCCCCACCUCCACUAAAUCUGCGCUUCUGGACGGAUUGCAAGCUGCCGGACUAUGAGGAGGUGGUGGGCCACCCGCCUACCCCUCCUCCGCCUUACUCCGAGACGGCCCCCGACGCCUCUCCUCCCGCUCGGCCUGCCGCCGCCACCGCCUCCGCCAUCGUACUACAACCUCCCCUGGACCAGGAGGACGGUCUCCCAGGAAACAAUGCCCCGGAGCGCGUCCUAGCAACCGCGUCAGCAUCAGCACCCGGAGGAGGAGGAGGAUCGGCCGUAGUCACCAUAGCUGCCUCUCCCGCCAUCUUGCACAGCGGGGAGCAGGGACAGGAGGAGGAGGGGCAUGAGGAGGAAGACGAGGAGCCUGCAGCUCUAUUGGACGAGGAGGAGGAAGAGGAGGAGCUGGGGACCAGGCGCCGGCACGUGACCGGCGACUCAGGGAUCGAGGUGUGCGUCUGUCAGAUGGACGCCGACGAGGAUGACGAAGGAGAGGGGGAUGAGGAGGAGGGCGGCGGUAGGAGAAGAGGGGAGCGGGAGCAGCUGUGCCAGGGGGGCGCAGGAGGUGCCUGCUGCGGAGAGAGGGAGAGAGAAAGGGAGAGGGAAAGGGAGGUGGCGGAGCGCCAGAAGGAGCACGGUGGCCCUGCCGACAGCCACACCCAGACGGCCACCUCUGCAGACAGACUGGUCUGAGCCACCUGAAGCCACCUGCAGCCAUUUGUCACUCAGGAGAACGGCACCUGGCCCCUCCAUCUCUAUACCGCCAGUUUGGAGGAGGAUGACACAAUGGCCACUUCAUGGCAGCAUCCCCCUGACGUGACGUGAUGUGACCAUCUCGUGACACGACCGCCGUCAGUCAUAAGAAGAAAGCUGCCUUCCUUGAUGAAUCUCCUCUCUUGCUCUCCAAGUCCCUCCAUAACAUACAUUUUUGUCCACAUUUCAGAUUUCUAUGACUUUCAAUGGUUAAGAUUGUAAAUGAAGGGAGAUGGUGAUGGAACGGACUCCUACAUGUGUUCAAGAGGUCGUCAUUUCAACGGUUCAGAAGUUCUUCGUUUCCAUGGACCGCGCGCUGCCUCUCCUUCUGUUUGUUUGUACGUUUUGUCUUUUGGUUCUUGGUUUUUGUUUUGGCCUCGAACCGGUGGAACAAUGGACAGGACUGUUUAGAUAUUUCAAGCUUGCCUGGGGCCGAAAGUGAAGUGAAAAAGGUCAGGAAAGGCCCCCCCCCCCCUGUGACACAGCUGCUUCUACUGCUGCGUGACAGCAUGGAGUGGAUGACUGGAACUCAGUCGCUGGGUGCGGGCUUUUUAUAAAGUUUUGCGCUUUCUCUCUCUCUUUUUUACUCUCUCUCUCUCUCUCUCUCUCUCUCUCUCUCUCUCUCUCUCUCUCUCUCUCUCUCUCUCUCUCUCUCUCUCUUUCUGUCACCCCCCCUGUGCCCCUACAGUAGUAGUGGGCCCCUGUGUGUCCAUUCAUGCCCCCUUGGCACGCAACCGCCACCCACCCAAAACGCCACCCUCGGGCACACAGACUGUAUAAGGUGGGUUGGGGGUGGCCAGAGGGGGUUUGGUGUGGGGUGGGGUGGAGUGGAGCCCUGACCCCAGCAGAUGCCAAUUGACUGUGCGUGCGUGGCACAGAUGCCACAAGACUGCUGUGCCACAGCCCACCGGCAUGGCUACAGGGGCAUGGCAACUGCAUUGCAUGAUCUCUACAUGUACAUGUUCUUUUCAUUUCGAUGUGUACACACCAUAACA
Engraulis encrasicolus (European anchovy) is the source of this 2209-nucleotide messenger RNA. RefSeq names its product WW domain binding protein 1 (gene wbp1). The transcript is spliced from 4 exons. NCBI's taxonomy places the organism in Eukaryota, Metazoa, Chordata, Actinopteri, Clupeiformes, Engraulidae. The record is from RefSeq and is a predicted model, not a curated record. The coding region runs from base 159 to 1154 and encodes 331 amino acids.